This is a messenger RNA of Melospiza melodia melodia, 1822 nucleotides long. RefSeq names its product myogenic factor 5 (gene MYF5). Gene Ontology annotation, molecular function: DNA-binding transcription factor activity, RNA polymerase II-specific; RNA polymerase II cis-regulatory region sequence-specific DNA binding; protein dimerization activity. The record is from RefSeq and is a predicted model, not a curated record. Bases 1021 to 1797 code for a protein of 258 amino acids. Lineage: Eukaryota; Metazoa; Chordata; Aves; Passeriformes; Passerellidae. Gene Ontology annotation, biological process: positive regulation of skeletal muscle fiber development; regulation of transcription by RNA polymerase II; muscle organ development. The transcript is spliced from 4 exons.
CAGCUCCCAGUGCCGGGGCUGGGGGUGCGCCCGGCGGGACCGCAAACACCUCUCACCCCCUCAGUCCCCUGACUCAUGGCUUCGGUAGGAUUUUCUGCUCUUAAAUAGAAAGGUGUGGGACUUGGGAAAAGAUGGAACGCUUUGCAGAAGGUGCCCACAUUGGAUGGAAUCCCUCCAGGAAUUGGUGCGGCACGGCGAUUCCUGAGGAGUGGGGACGGCUGGGGUGAGGAACACCAUUUAAAGGGAUCCUGACACGUUCACCACUUUCUCUCUACCAGCCCAUAGGAGCAGACAGUGUCUGAUGCUAAGGCUGCUCCCGCUUUCCAGACUUGAGCCUCCUGAAAUGCAGCACCAUCCUCCCCCUUCCCCCAGCCCGCCCUUCGCCAGCAGCCUCAUUAGCCGGCCUUGCAGUGCGUGUUUUCUCCCCCCUUUCUUUAGUUCCACUCGCCUACUGCAUUUUUGCAAAUUUGUUUCGAGAUCACUUUACCAGAGGAGCCGGGGGCUCCUUAAGGGAUACUAAUUACUGAUUUUUUUUUCUUCCUGAGUGACAGGCCCUUCCAUGGUUUCUUCUAUUUCCCCAAAAAUAUUCAAGGAAAAAGGCAUGAUAUUUUUUUUCCCAUCUCUUCAAAUACUUUUGGGGAAAAGCACGUUUCUUAACAGCCCAGCUCCUCUGAGUUAAGAGUCAAAUCUGCGAGCUAAAGCUGCCCAUGCCAGGAGAGCGGGAUUGAGGGGCUUGGCGUUGUGCACCGGGAGAUCUACAGUGCAUGCUUGGAGAGAACCCAAGCAUGCACCAACCCAGAAAGGUGAUCGGAACUGCAACCGGCACUUUAAAGAUCAAGUUUAUUUGUGCACGAAGCAUAAAUAUGUAAACAGCUCUAUUUUAGCCAGCGCGAACGCGGGCCCCCCGCAUCAGCCGAAGGACACUUGGUCUCGGGUCCCUAAUUACGGAGGAAAUUGCCCCAGCGCGCUGCGGAGCGCCUCGCCGAGAGCCGGUCCCGUACUGACGCCUCCGCAGCAGGGAUGGAGGUGAUGGACAGCUGCAAGUUCUCCCCGUCCGAGCUCUUCUAUGACAGCUCCUGCCUCUCCUCCCCGGAGGGCGAGUUCCCCGAGGAUUUUGAGCCCAGGGAUCUGCCUCCUUUCAGCGCCCACGAGCCCCCCGAGCCCGCCUGCUCCGAGGAAGAGGAGCAUGUCCGAGCUCCCACUGGCCACCACCAAGCUGGUCACUGCCUCAUGUGGGCUUGCAAAGCCUGCAAAAGAAAAUCCACCACAAUGGACCGAAGGAAGGCAGCCACCAUGAGGGAGAGGAGGAGGCUGAAGAAAGUGAACCAGGCUUUUGAGACCCUGAAGAGAUGCACCACUGCCAACCCCAACCAAAGACUCCCCAAAGUAGAGAUCCUGCGAAACGCCAUCAGAUACAUCGAGAGCCUCCAGGAGCUCUUGCGGGAACAGGUAGAAAACUACUAUCACCUGCCGGGACAGAGUUGCUCCGAACCGACCAGCCCCGCUUCCAGCUGCUCCGACGGGAUGGCCGACUGUGGCAGCCCCGUUUGGUCGGCGAGAGGCAGCGGCUUCGACGCCGUCUACUGCGCCGAGAUGGCUCACGGCUACGCCGCCGAUCAGAGCAGCGCCCUGUCCAGCCUGGACUGCCUCUCCAGCAUCGUGGACCGUCUCUCCCCGGCGGAGGAGCCAGGGCUGUCCCUCCGCGACGCCGACUCCCUCUCGCCCAGCGCCAGCAUCGACUCGGGGCCGGAGACGCCCGGGACGCCGCUGCCCCGACGGACCUACCAGGCGCUAUGAGGGGCCCGAGGGCCGGCACCCCGCG